AGUUCGUAUUGAGCCCGGAGAACCGUUAACGGAACUCACGUUGCGGCCCGCUCCCUCCCCCCCCCGUCCUCCUCCUCCCCCGCGGUGAUACGAAUAAUAAAACGGCGCUGGUCGAGUCGAGGCGGUGCCGGAAUUCUUACGCCGAAUCUCGGGGUUACGCACGUUUAUAUGUUGAAUAUCUUCGGUUGUUUAUCGCUUCGGUUUUAACCGACGAAAAAAUUCACACUCUAAUCACGCCAAGACCUUUGAGUACGCGUUAAUUCGCGGGUGAUGUAUGCAUUGUCGUAUAGGAUUUACCGGGCCGAUUGAGUGACACUUGCGAUUGUUUUUUUUUUUUGUUUGUUUUUUGUUUUUAUUUUUAUACCACGUAGGUGUAAAGAAAUUGCCCAUCGUAGGGUACUUGAACCGUUUAAAUCUUAGGUAGACGUGGGUGCGGAAUUCUGUUCAAGCGUAUCGGUGGACGGAUUCUAUAACGACGAAGUGUAGUUUUGUUUCCGUGAUCAAUCCGUUGCGGUGCGAAAAGGUCGGUGGUUGUGAUACGAUACGGGUUCGGAGUGAAGUUUGCCUCGUCAUGUACGCGGCCACGUGAUAACGCGAGGUGCGGUUCGGAGGUUGAUUUUCUAAACUUGUAAGUAAUAUUAAAUCAAAGAUAAAAACAAAAGAUAAGAAAAAACAACGUAAAGAUACUGUGCGCGAUAAUAAUAACAGAGGAUUAUUCAUAUCGGGGAAUAUUAACACGAACGGAGAAACAAGGAAAGUGAAAAUACUUCUCGACUCGUGAAUUCCCCGCUAUCUGUUUACGCGUGUUCGUUACUUCGUUAUUCCGCGUAUCGAUAACGGAGCUGCGAGCGACGAGGUUUACGAAGUAGGAACGAGGCAAGAAAAAAAAAAUAAUAAAAAAAAAAAACACUAACGUAAAAUAAUAAUCGGACGGUUAUGGUGGGCGGUGGGGGGGAGGGGAACUUGACCUCUAUCGCAAAUGACCACUAUUUCAGUACGCCGACUAGAAGCGAACAGUUUAGUCGCGUGUUUCCCGGCAUCCCAGCAACGUUGCAGCAGCUAGUAGUCGUAGUCAUCAUAAUCAUCAUCAUCAGCAGCAGCAGCGAUGACAUCUCUUGAAUCAACCAAGUGAUAUCAUCCCCUACUUCGUUUUCGUCGAACCUUUGGCAACGAUUUUCCGUACCGUACAGAGAUUUUUAAACACAAGCGCGCGUUUUUGUUGCGUUGCUUUGUUUUUUUUUUCUCAUCUCCCCCAAUUCUCUCCGAUCCUUUCGCUUUUCAUUGGAGAAAAAAAAAACGAAGCUGUUUCGCGCAGCGUGGUGCGAAGUUUUACAAUAUAUAACACUAUAAACACGUGUAAAGCGAUCGAGUGGUAACUAACCGGAUAGUCGAAGUGCGGGAAUAAUUGGACAAGUUCGGAACGGUUAGACGAAGGGUAACGGGAAUCCCCCCCCCCCCCCCCCUUGUCGCGUUCUUUUUUUUCGCCAACAAAACCACGUGGUCGUUGGUCCACGGAAUUCGGGGAAAAACGCCCGGCGACCGACGAUUUAGUCACUCCGCAGUUUUACUCCGACCUCGUCAUGAGUGCCGAAGCUCAAGUGCAGCGGAGGACUGCUUCAGUUUGUGCGAAGUGGACUUGGUCCGUUUUAGUUUUAGUGGUGGUUAUUGUUGUUUGUGGUGCACCUCGAACGGUCGACGCUUACACGAACCAAUGGGCUGCCCACAUCGAGGGAGGACCCGAGGUUGCCAAGCAGGUCGCCGCCGAUCAUGGAUUCCGAUAUUUGGACAAGAUACUGGGUGAUUGGUAUCACAUGGAGCACCGGUCUGUGUCGAAGCGAUCGACGGAGCCACACAAGAAGGUGCACAUCCGGCUCCUGAGGGACAAUAGGGUUCUCCGAGCCGAACAACAGCGGUCAAAAUCGCGGACCAAACGUGACUACGUUGAAAGACACAGCUCGCCGACGAUGCAGAUGACCUUCAACGACGAGAAGUGGCCUGCGAUGUGGUACCUAAAUCGAGGCAACGGGCUUGACAUGAACGUGCAGGAGGCCUGGGCCGAGGAUAUCACGGGCACCGGUAUCGUCGUCACAAUUCUCGACGACGGUCUCGAGAAAGAUCAUCCUGACCUGUUGAGGAACUACGAUCCGGAGGCCAGCUACGACGUCAAUGGGCAAGACGACGAUCCCAUGCCGAGGUACGAUGCAAUGGACAGUAAUCGACACGGGACCCGAUGUGCAGGCGAGGUCGCAGCUGUCGCUAACAAUUCUAAUUGCGCGGUUGGCGUAGCGUACGAUGCUUCGGUCGGAGGAGUUCGAAUGCUCGACGGGGACGUUACGGACGCCGUUGAAGCCAGAUCGCUGGCCUUCAAUUCUCAACACAUCCACAUUUACAGCGCCUCUUGGGGUCCGGACGACGAUGGGAAAACCGUUGACGGUCCCGGUGAACUCGCUACGAGAGCAUUCAUCGAGGGUAUCACCAAGGGACGCGAGGGCAGAGGCUCGAUAUUCGUCUGGGCUUCGGGGAACGGAGGCCGCGAUCACGACAACUGUAACUGCGACGGGUACACGAACAGCAUAUGGACCUUGUCGAUCAGCAGCGCAACGGAGAACGGAUUGGUUCCCUGGUACAGCGAGGCCUGCUCCUCGACUCUGGCGACGACCUACAGCUCGGGAUCAAACGGGGAAAAGCAGGUGGUCACGACCGACAUUCAUCAUCACUGCACCGGCAGCCACACCGGUACCUCGGCAUCUGCGCCCCUGGCAGCCGGCAUUUGCGCCUUGGCCUUGGAGGCGAACCUCCGGCUGACCUGGAGAGACAUGCAACACAUCGUCGUUAGGACGGCGAAACCGGCGAACCUUAAGGCGCCUGAUUGGGUCACUAAUGGCGUUGGGCGAAACGUCAGCCACAGUUUUGGCUAUGGUCUCAUGGAUGCCGGGGCGAUGGUCAAGCUCGCGAGAAGGUGGAGAACUGUGCCGGAGCAACACAAGUGCGAGGUUCCUGCGCCUAACAUCGGCCGAACGAUACCACCAAAGAGCCAAAUCACGCUGAUGCUGCACGUCAAGGAAUGCAGCGGCGUCAACUUCCUCGAGCAUGUCCAGGCCAAGGUAUCGCUUACGGCCGGCAGAAGAGGAGAUCUUCAGAUUCAGCUCACGUCACCGGCCGGCACCAAGAGCACGCUCCUGGCGAAGAGGCUGCACGACGCCUCGAAGGCCGGUUUCAAUCAGUGGCCCUUCAUGUCCGUCCACACCUGGGGAGAACGUCCUCACGGCUCGUGGAAGCUGGAGAUCCACAACGAGGGUCGUUACCUAGCGGAGCUUGGCGAGUGGAAGCUGGUGCUUUACGGCACGAACACGUCCGUCGAAGGAGACGAGCUAGCGAUCGGCGGCUCCAAGGGCAACGUCGACGUCGACCAGAUACAGAGCAACGUCGUCGACACCGAGGGCGAUCCUUUGGGCGGAAGUCAGCGGGUGGACCAGGCCACGCACACGGAAGUGGAGCAGACGACUAACGAAGAUCAGACCAGCGGAGCUUGCAAAACCACCGCCGGGAACCAGUGCCUAGGUGAUUCCACUAAUUGUAGUAAGGCUAAACAACAAGGAAAUGGGGCACCGCAACCAGAUGUGUAUGAGAUUUUGAAAUCAAUUUCGGCCGAUUUAAAAUCCUUGAAAGAGACCCACAGAGAAGACCUGAUCAGCCUCAAGAAGUCGCUCGAACUGUAUCGGACAAUUGUACAGGAGAUCUCUCUUAAGUUAUAUUUUAUCGCUGCUUUUUCUGACCAACUGCACAAAGACAUGGAAGCAGUCGUACGUGCAUGCACUCUGGAAAAAGUCGAUUCGCUGACAUUGAAGAAUGAGAGACUACGUAAAGACAUGUGGCUUAAGCCAUUUGGGGCAUAAAAUUUCUGCACGAAUUCUUUCGGCAAAGGAUAAUAAACUAAUCGCACGUUGGCUUAUAAAUUCUUCAACGCAAUACCUGGAUUUUUUUUAUAGUUUUCCGAUCGAGGGCGACCCCCUUGCAUUCCUCACGAAGUUAUUCUGUCAUCGGAUUUCUCUUUGUCAAAUCAGUUUCUCGAAGUUUCUAACUCCGAGAAAUUUCAUUGUUUCAGAUCCAAGAUCACAUCGGUUUCUUCUCCACCUUCCCCUUCGACACUUGUUUUCGUUUAAAUUCAACUUGCGAAAUAGUACUUUUCCAUCGGCUGUUCUUAAAGCACAUCCUUUCGAUCCAGUUUCAUCACAAUAAAGUGCCUCUUUACGAUCCACGUAUACGUAAGCUUAAGGCCUCAGCUUCGCGGCCGGAAAAAACGACCGAAUAGACGCAUACUUUACGUAUACUCGAUCGAAAAAUGUUGUUCGCACCUCGCGAGUAAAAUUUUACAACCCAGCUACGAAAAUUCAAUCUCGUUUUAACUCUAGCUUGUUACAUGGCAUUGACUGCAACACCUGUUGUAUCUACUACGCUGCUAGGAAUUUAUUUACCGCUCUUUGAUGCAUGGGGUAUUUUUAUAUUAAACUCGAAAGACGCUCUUAUAUCCGCCUCAACUCUGAAGCUGCUAAUCCCUGGAAAUCUAAUCAUCGUCGCCCAAUCUUAAUCCUGUAUUCAGAGCCUGCGUUAUCUGGAAAUUUCAUCUUCUUGCAAUUACAUAUCUGAACAUUAACCCAUGGAGUAUCGUAUCAAUCUACAGGAAAUAAGAUUCCACUUGAGUCAGCACCUUCAAACAUCGGAUAUACUAACUCUUAUUCAUUUCUUUGCUUAUUUUCAUCAAACUCUUUGGUUUUGAGUCUAUGGAUCGAUGCAUGGCUUGGUACUUCUGCAGUGUUUCUUUACUUUAAAAGUUUAGGGUGUACCCUUACACACGUGGGAAACGUGUGGAUAAUUGUAUUUCUCCUUAGUCCUUGAGGAUCAAGAUCCCAGGACUUGAAACAACUUCCUCUCUUUUUCUCUGUCUUUUUUCCCAGUUUUCUUUUCCUCUUUCCUUAAGAAUGCAAGAAUAUUGUGAGUUUAAAAUUUAAUGAAUGUAAGACAAAGCUCCGUGCCACCGCAGUUAUUUGAGAAUACCUUCGUCCGAGAUCUGCGCGAGAAGCUUACACGAAAUAUAAACUCGUUUCAAAUUCUCGGAAUUCUUGCACCCUCGCGUUUGGUUCCUAAGCGAUGCACGCGUUUCCUCGUAAGAAAAAAUAAAGAAAGAAAAGUAUCUCCAACUCGUAACGCGAAGUUUCACGCAACGGAAUUUCCACUUAGAAUUAAUUAAUUAUCGAAGCAAACAAUUAGCCGACGACUGGAAGAAGAACAAAAAAACUCAAUCUGUACCCUCGCAUUUCUCGCCCUUCACAAGUCAAUUCCUUUAACAAGGGUGUUGAUUUUUCUUUCCUUACUUUUUCACGGUUUUAAAAAAGUUGAUACAAAUGUGUAUCUGAAAAAAUAAAACAAAAACUGAGACCCGCGUACGUACAUAAUUCCGCAACAAGGAUAGAAUAUUGUCUUUCACAUUUCAAUGGGUUCCUAUAAUUAUAAUUCUUUACGCCGUCAUCUUGACUCUAUGAUAAAAGUACAUGUGGGGAUAAAAUACACGGGUUUCUCCAACCGCGUUGCUAAAAUGACUCGACUGUGUAAAAAAAAAAAAAAAACGUGACAUAAUACGAAAAUAAUAAAUAAUUCUCGAUUCUGUGUAUAUAAAACUUAUCUAUACAGUAUCGUGCACAUACCCUAACCGUGUACCAUGUACAUAAAUCAUAACAAAUCGGAUUAAUUAUCCAUAGUGAAAUUAUAUACGAUAAACGGAAAACUGUAUAGUAUAUUAAAUGAAGAAGAAAAAUGAAAAAUAAAGAUAACAAUUUCGAAAUACUAGGAAAAGGAAAAGACCGACUGCGGUGCAUAUUAGGAACCCGUGUGCCAUGACGUGUUCACAAUCAGUGCCAAAAAAAAAAAAAAAAAAUGAAAAGGCACUUGCGGUGCGAAACGGCGCUCCUCGUCGUACGUUGUCGUAAAUAUUAUACAUAAUUAAGUACACAUGAUAUUACAUAGGUAUAAUAAUAAUAGGGAAGAUAUUGUAGAAAUCGGCGCGUACGAAGUCUUAAUAAUAAAUAGUAAUAACGGUGAAUAAAUAAUUUCUCACGAGGAAAAAGUGCAAUUAUACCUAAUUAAUAUAUAAUAUCUAUACUAUACGUACAUAUAUACAUAUGCAUAUAGCGUUGCCAAAUAAAUAGUCUAAGGAGAAAAUACCUCUAAUUGUGUGCGCGGAGAAUGAGUGAGGAAGCGAUGACUGUACACGGGAACCAGUUAGAUACUUAUACAUUUAUCAUUGGAAAAACAAGAGACAGAAAACAAAAAAAAAAAAAAAUUAAAUAAAAAUCAACGCGUGCAUAUAUACAUAUAAAUAUACAUAAUACAUAGACAUGAUUAAUUCGAUAAACUUAUACGAUAUAUUUUCCACGCACUCUUCAAAUUUCAAUCACAUGACGCAGCCCAAGAAAUAGAUGAGAACAUAUGUUGGACAUAAUAUACGUACGGAUAAUAGUGUGUGGGUUGAAUUUUUUUUUUUAUUAUCAUUAUUUCGACGGUUUCUUUUUUUCUGAAUUCAAUCUUAUCGGUGGAAAAAUAAAUGAACGGACGUUCAAGAGGUCAAAAUUUAUAAAUUUAUCGACAAUUAAAUACAGUUCGAAAAUAACAUGUAUAAUACGCGUCUUAAAAUAAUCAUGUAUUCGAAUUAUUUUCGUAAACUUAACGACGCGUUAUACAAAUUAAACAACAAAAAAAAAAAAAGCAAAAGGAAAAGCAAACAAAUUUAGCUACGCGAUUAUUUUUCAACAAAAUUUCUUUCCGCCGAUAAGAUAUUUUACAGGUUUUGCGUUAAAUUAUUUUUGCCUUCGUAAUAUGAUGUGCAAUUCAUCAAUUGAAAUUGGAAGAAUGUAAAUAUCAGUUACGAAACGGUCACUAAUAAUGAGAUAAAAUUAAUUGUGCUUAUGAAAUCGCCGGAAUUUCUUUCCUAAAAUAAUUCUAGACGACACGGAUGAGGUGUAACAGGCUUAUCAACUGAUUAGACGAAAGUCGACGUUUAAUGUCGGUCACCGCAAGACUUUCAAUUGUAAUUUAUUGAAAUUAAAUAACAAUGUCUUUAUAAGACGCGCAGCUACGAAUCGCAGCGUAUGUCUAACGAAUGUUUUUACGGUAGUUACAUACAUAUUUGAUAACGAAUCUCGUCCAGACAUCAUCUAUUAAAUUAUUAUUUAACUAUAAUAAAUUAUCAACAAAAUAUAGCUGUAUAAAUAAUCGAAUAUAUUAUAUGUACAUAUAAUAAGUGGUUUUUAAUUGGUAACAUACAUAUAUAUAUAUAUAUAGAUAUAUACAUUUUAAAAAAUUUCAAAUACUUUUCGUGUAAAAUUUCACACAAUUCUGGUGCAAGGGUCGCAAUUUUCCUGACUUAAUUCGAGUCCAUACGUGCAUUGGUGCAAAAUUUGCACCAACUCGCGCAAAGUUCAUGCGGUUUCUUCACUUAUUCCGAAACAAUGUUUUGAAAUCUAUGAAAUUUAAAUGACACGAAAUGUAUACGAAAAUUUUUAAAAAUGUGAGCUGGAUGAUUUAAAUGGUAUAUUCGAGAAUUGGCAUGCCUGUAGUGUUUCGAGUUUGGUGUCUGUGAUUAUUUAUAACCUCGGCAUAUCUAAUUUGGCGCAUUUACAAUAACGAUCAUUCGUGAUUGUUGUUUUUUUUUUUUUUCUUUUAACAUAAAAAAUGACGCAUGGUUCCUCCGCGUUUGUUCGUUAUGAUUUCAAUUUAUUAAUUAUAUAUAUAAAGAAAAGAGACAAGUCAUAAUAUUAUACGUAUAACGUGGCGAACACUAACGAUUCAGAAUAAAGUCAAAAAUACAUAAUACGAGAAUACGUGUAAAAAUAUAAUAUGUAUAGUAACAUUCAUUAUUACUUAUUACUUGUUAUAUACAUUGAUGCAAUAUUUUAUCCAUUAUAUCAUUCAUUCGAUACCCGCAGAUAUUUGAAGGUAAUAUAUCCGGCAGGUACCAAUAACGAUUUGUUUAACGAAACGGGUAAAAAUAUACCCAAAGCUUACGCAAAUUUACAAGUGUCGAAUAUGUAUUUGCGGAUACAUUUGUUUGAAACAAUCUUUGUUUCUAAAUUGCCUGAUUGUUUUUCAACAGUCUGUUAAUUACUGUGGAAAAUAAUCGAUUGACGUGAUUUCCUUGGUUUGAAAAUGUUCGUUCUUUUCCACGUAAAACAUCUUUUGUCGUCAUCAUAUUCGCAACUUGUUUUGAAUUCACUGAAAAUCUGUUUCGUUAACAAAUCGUUACAAUUAUAGGUAAAUUACUAACCGAAUCAUGGUUCAUGUUUCAAUGGGAGAAAUUAUUUUUAUGCAUGACGUACUUAUCCACAUUGGUUUAAUAUAUGCCUUUUAUUCACACGUGCAGCAUAAUGUUGUUGCCGUUAUUUCAUCGUCUCAAUUGAUCGUCACAUAUAUUCACGAAUUUGGGCAUAUGUUAAUAAAUUCAUAUUCUGUAUAUCUACAAUCCACAUAGUACUUAUUCACUAAUCAGACAGGAGGAUAACUGGCCAAAUCCAAAGAUAAAUGUCUUUUUUUCUUUAAACUCAAGAAAUAUGCAAAGCAGAACAAUACUAAAGUAAGCAUCGCUGAAAACAAUGAUGAUAUUAUUAAUAACAAAAAUGAUAAAAACUUAUGAACCGUACUAAUAUCUGGGAAUGUGCGAAUUGAUGUGUUGCGACCACCUUGUAUAAUUAAUCGAUCACACUUAUAUUCAGAAUUAAUGCUGCAGCGAUAAAAGUCAGCGAAAACUUUGUGUCAGAAAAAUGGAUCGAUAAUUUUGUCUAAACUCUUUGAUGUCCAACCUCAUUGCAUCCAAGUUGCAGACGUGAACGUGAAUCCUUUUCGUUCGCGAUUUUAAAAGCAGCAAUUUUUUAGGCACGUAAACGUGAAGCUCCAGUCUCUACAGAAACCUCGAAGAAAUUAAAUUUGUCAUUAGUUUACUCAGCGUCGUAAAAAAAAGGAAGGAGGGGUAAAAGGGGCACAUAAUCCGAAUCUUCGCAGCCCUGAUUGUAAAUUUAUUGUUAUUGUCACAGUUCUGAUAGAUGAAAAAUUGAAUAGAACGCUGUUACCUAAAAUAAGGCAUACAAGAAAUGAAUUUCCUUGUAACUAAAUCUUUUCCGUAAUAUUAAUACGAUCCAUUUAUGCCUUUAGUGCUAUACCGUUACAGAUUGGAGAAUAAAAAUCCAAUUCAUCUUUCCGAAAGUUGAUCGCUAGUGAAAUCCCUGUAAAAACAAACAAUCUGGCAGCACCAUUGAAAGAUAUGUGUGAAGUAAGGAAUUUCUCGGUUUGUUUCUUAUAUCACAUAUUUUUGUAGUUUACGGAAAGGUAAUUUUGCUUUUUAAUAUCUUUUUCAUUCGGUGAAAAGUUGAUGCGAUAUCAAAAGGGGAUGGUAAGGUAUCGUGUAACUUUUACAAUUAUCGUUUGUAACCCAAAAAACGAAAAAAAAUUGCCCAAUUAUUUUUUAAUUUUUAAACUUUUUGCCAGAAAAUUUCCCUGGUAAAUUAAGUAUCUUGUACCUUGUUGCUCCCAGGGUAUCUUUGGGCAACCGUAACGAAAUAAGAACAGAAUUUAAUUAUCUUGCGUCCUUAUUCUACAACUUCCAUCAUUUAUAUAAAAUGUCUUCCGUUUAAAGCUGUAUACUUACUUGUGAAAUCACGUUUAGAAAAAAUCUCCUUUAUCAAAAGACUGUAACGAAUUGAAGAAUCGCAUAAAAUCUCUUGUUGCAGAUGUUAUCGUUCUUUUGGACCAUAUUCGUGCAUCAUAGAAUUUUAAUAAACACAUGAAUUAGAAAUUAAUAGUCCAAUUUUACAGCUUGAACAAGCUCGCAACGAUAUUUUCUUUGACCUAUUAAUUAUGAGAUUUCAGCGCUUUAGUCAUAAUUUAAAUUCUGCCACUGCGGUGCCCUUUAUUAUUGAUUUUUUACUCCAAUACCCGAAACUUUGUUCCACCAUUAAAUUUAUUCUAUUUAUUUAUUGUAUAUUAUAACCGUUUCCCACAGGAUUCAGAGCACACGAUACGUUGCAUUUUCUUCUAAAAAUGAGUCCAAGUUUUUUGCAUUAUCCACGUAUAACUUCGGGACUAUCGAUCCUAGCAAAGUAUGAGGAGGUACAGUGACUGUAACUUUUGACUCGUAGCUCCUAACCGAGUUGAAACUGUGCGCAAUGAGUUUUCUCUCGCGAAAUCAACUCGAUAUAGCGUAAUUCGAUUCUAGCAUUUUUCAAACUCCAACAUACACUAAAAUCCGAUCCGAUUUUUCUCGCAAAAUUAAGUCGUCGUAGCAUCCUAAACAUUUUAUUUCGGUACUUUCGAGGUAGUUCUCAAGUCUUGACGGAAAACAAGACAUGUUAUAAUAUUUCCUUUUCGGUCAAAGAACAAACUUAGUGUAUCCGUCGUCCGCCUAUGCAGUCAACAAUCAAUCUUACAAUGAUGAUUUUUAAUAAUCAUGCAGCAAAUUACAAAAAUUUUUUCUACAACCUUGCAUUAUCCGUUACCGUAAUGAAUCGAAUGAUCAGCGGCCGUUUGUUGUACGGUGCAAAAUUUCUUUUCUCAUUUGCCCAAGUUUGAAAAUAGCCAGUCGCGGUGUUGAGUUUCCACAUCACUUGCUAUUUCUGUUUUUCUCAUGACGACCGUUUCACAGUAUAUAACUCUUUCCUGUGUUCAACUCGUUAAAUUUCACAGAUUUAGAAUACAGACAUGAUGAUGUUACAAUUAUUUCCUACCGAAUACACUGUUCUCCGUACCAACGAAGAAGACCCCAUGAUAUGAACAUUCAAAUCCGAUCAAAACUAGACUCGAAACAUCGCGACAACAGAGUAAUUUCACUAAAAAAUUUUCAUCCAUUCGUACCUGCAUAUUAUCUAAUAUCAUCUAUAUAUUUUUAAUUGCUGAUUAAUAAUUAACUAACAUCAAUUUUGCACGCUACCUUGAAAACAAUUUAAACCUGAUAAAUCAGACCCAGCUUCUCGUCCCUCGUCACUGUUCGCACAGUUUGUUGGCAACCUUUGAAAAGUUAAAAUGUUCACAUUACGACUUGCGUGUUGUGCCGUUGAUCAGAAAUGGAUUUAUAAUAUCCACAUCGUCUAAGAUAUGUUUUACAAACCACGCUCGAUAUAAUAUUAAUAUAUUUAUAUUUUAUCGCACAAACGAAAGUAAAAAUCAAUUUAAUCUGAAUAAUAGAAAAAAAUGCAGAGCCCAUUGUACGUACCCAAUAUUAUUCUAUGCAAUUCAAACUGGCAUAAUACAUAAUAACCGCUCGAACGACGGUGAGUUGC
Molecule: messenger RNA, 11318 nt
Organism: Neodiprion virginianus
Lineage: Eukaryota; Metazoa; Arthropoda; Insecta; Hymenoptera; Diprionidae
Product: furin-like protease 1
Exons: 11
Coding region: 1581-3896 (771 amino acids)
Biological process (GO): peptide hormone processing
Cellular component (GO): Golgi membrane; trans-Golgi network
Molecular function (GO): serine-type endopeptidase activity
Source: RefSeq, a predicted model, not a curated record